UCCUUCCCUCGCAUCGCAGCCGCAGUAUCGAUUGUUCCUAUUAUAAAUAUAAAGGUGUAGCCUUAACCUAGUUACGACGCCAACAACCUCUCAUCCCUUCAGCCAUUUCAACUGAGGUUUCCAUUGUCAGGAAGACAUGUCUCACCGCAAGUUUGAGCACCCAAGACAUGGCUCCUUAGGGUUUCUUCCAAGGAAGAGAGCUUCUCGGCAUAGAGGAAAAGUGAAGGCGUUUCCUAGAGAUGAUUCAUCAAAGCCUUGUAGGUUGACUGCUUUCCUUGGAUACAAGGCUGGGAUGACCCAUAUAGUCAGAGAAGUCGAAAAACCUGGUUCAAAGCUACACAAGAAAGAAACAUGUGAAGCUGUGACAAUUAUAGAGGCUCCCCCCAUGGUGGUUGUUGGGGUUGUUGGCUACAUCAGAACUCCCCGAGGUUUACGUUCAUUUAAAACUGUGUGGGCUCAACACUUGAGCGAGGAGGUAAAGAGGCGAUUUUACAAGAACUGGUGCAUGUCAAAGAAAAAGGCUUUCACCAAGUACUCGAAGAAGUACGAGACUGAAGAUGGUAAGAAAGAUAUUCAGUCACAGUUGGACAGUUUGAGGAAACACAGCACUGUAAUUCGUGUUCUUGCCCAUUCACAGAUAAGAAAGAUGCAGGGACUAAAGCAAAAGAAAGCCCACUUAAUGGAAAUUCAAGUGAAUGGCGGAGAUGUCCCUAAGAAGGUUGAUUAUGCAUAUAGUUUGUUUGAGAAGCAGGUCCCUGUUGAUGCCAUUUUCCAAAAGGAUGAGAUGAUUGAUAUCAUUGGAGUAACAAAGGGUAAAGGCUAUGAAGGUGUUGUGACCCGUUGGGGUGUCACUCGCUUGCCCCGCAAGACCCAUCGUGGCCUUCGGAAAGUAGCUUGUAUUGGUGCUUGGCAUCCAGCUAGAGUGUCGUUCACAGUUGCCAGGGCAGGACAGAAUGGUUAUCAUCACCGCACAGAAAUGAACAAAAAAGUUUAUAAGAUUGGGAAAACUGGACAGGAUUCUCACUCCGCCAUGACCGAAUUUGAUAGGACUGAGAAGGAUAUAACUCCAAUUGGUGGAUUCCCUCACUAUGGUAUCGUCAAAGAGGAUUACUUGAUGAUCAAGGGCGGUUGUGCAGGUCCAAAGAAGCGUGUGGUCACAUUGAGGCAGUCACUGAUCAAGCAAACAUCUAGAGUUGCUAUGGAGGAAAUCAAACUGAAGUUCAUCGAUACAUCGUCCAAGUUCGGCCACGGACGGUUCCAGACAACACAGGAGAAGGCUAGGUUUUAUGGACGAGUCAAGUAGGUUUUAUGGAUCACUUUUUUCAUUGGGGUUCUCUUCAAUUUUUUCAGACUAAUGUGACGAAUAUUCUUAUCUUAUGUUCGUAUAUUUUAUUUUAUUAAUGAAAAUAUCCCAUAGUUUAUCAACAUUAAUUUAAUUUUGGCAUUUUGUUGGUGUCGUGAUCCUUUCUCAA
Messenger RNA from Cucumis sativus (cucumber), 1472 nucleotides. RefSeq names its product 60S ribosomal protein L3-2. The record is from RefSeq and is a predicted model, not a curated record. Gene Ontology annotation, molecular function: structural constituent of ribosome; RNA binding. Gene Ontology annotation, biological process: translation; ribosomal large subunit assembly. NCBI's taxonomy places the organism in Eukaryota, Viridiplantae, Streptophyta, Magnoliopsida, Cucurbitales, Cucurbitaceae. Bases 137 to 1303 code for a protein of 388 amino acids. Gene Ontology annotation, cellular component: ribosome; cytosolic large ribosomal subunit. The transcript is spliced from 6 exons.